AUGGCUCUAAAAAGGAUUGCCAUCUGGCUAUGGGGCACGGAUGCCCAGGACCGCGCUCUCCUAGCAAAGCUAGAUGUCACUCUUCUUCCUUAUUUCUCCCUGAUAUGGUUUCUAUUCGGCAUCACUCGCGCCAGCUAUUCGUCAGCCUAUAUCAGUGGAAUGAAAGAGGCGCUCGGGUUCGAAGGAAAGCAGUAUAAUUACAUGAAUACUGCUUAUUUAGUUGUUUACGCCGUUUGCCAAAUUCCCGGAACCAGCCUUCUAACAAUUCUUCGCCCUAAAUAUGUCUUUGUCACCGCCAAUGUUACCUGGAGCGUAUUGACACUGAUCACCUACAAGAUGACACAUGCUUGGCAGGUUAUUGUGCUUAAUGCUAUAGAAGGUGGAUUCUCGGCCAUUGCAUAUGUUGGGGCUCAAUUUAUUCUCGGCUCAUGGUAUCGAAAAUCCGAGCUGGGGGUGCGAGCUGCUGUCUUUUGCGUAUUUGGUCAACUCGGAACAAUGUCUGGUGGCUGGAUCCAAGCUGGGCUGCUCCAGACGCUCUCUGGGAAAGGUGGGCUUCCAGCGUGGAAAUGGAUAUUCAUCAUUGUUUCCGUUAUGACAAUCCCAGUUGCAGCAUUUGGUUGGGUUUUUAUCCCCGAUUUACCUGCUCACCGCGCUGCCUGGUACCUCACCGAUGAGCAGAAGGAGCAUGCAGCUACCAGGCUAGGUCCUAUUCGCAAACAAUCAUGGGAUCGUACCGUGUUCAAGCGAGUGUUACUAAGUUGGCAAUUUUAUCUCUUGCCAACGCUCUUCAUGUUGUAUUCGCUCUGUGUGCAGAUGCUACAGAACAAUGUCAUGGCAUACUGGAUGGCCUCACGAGGCUACUCGACAAUCCAGCAGAAUAGUUACCCCACUGGUAUUUAUGCAACAGCUAUUCUCGGGACAGUUAUUUAUGCCGUCAUUUCCGACAAGGUGCAGUCUCGCUGGGAGGUAUCGAUAGCGAUCGGAUUGACCUUUAUCAUCGGCUCAGCAAUUCUAGUCUCCGGGCCUGCAAACGAUGCCGUAUACUUCUUCGCAUUUUAUUUGAUGGGCACUACCUUUGCACCGCAAGCCGUGUGGUAUUCCUGGAUGGCCGACGUGACAAGCCAUGACUUCCAAUUACGAGCUAUCACGACUGGAUUUAUGAAUUCAUUCGAUUUUGCGUUUGUCUCGUGGUGGCCAUUGAUAUUCUAUCCAGCGACAGACGCCCCUCAUUUCAGAAAGGGAUAUAUUGCAAGUCUAAUCACAGGAGCGUUGACCCUACCUUUUAUCGGCAUAAUUGCAUAUCUUGAGAAGAGGGACACAGCGCGUGGGAUUAUCGGAAGGCCUCCUGCCAAUGAUUUCCUUGAUCAGGAACCAGAUGAUGAACAUCAUGACCCGGCUCGACCUGUGGAUGAUGAGCGUGCGCCAAUUAAUGUUCAGCCAAAGAUAAGUGUUUACCUAUAA
Molecule: messenger RNA, 1461 nt
Organism: Penicillium angulare
Lineage: Eukaryota; Fungi; Ascomycota; Eurotiomycetes; Eurotiales; Aspergillaceae
Product: pantothenate transporter
Exons: 4
Coding region: 1-1461 (486 amino acids)
Biological process (GO): pantothenate import across plasma membrane
Cellular component (GO): plasma membrane
Molecular function (GO): pantothenate transmembrane transporter activity
Source: RefSeq, a predicted model, not a curated record